Propithecus coquereli (Coquerel's sifaka) is the source of this 4935-nucleotide messenger RNA. It is a transcript of the gene FHOD3, whose product is annotated as formin homology 2 domain containing 3. The transcript is spliced from 25 exons. NCBI's taxonomy places the organism in Eukaryota, Metazoa, Chordata, Mammalia, Primates, Indriidae. Gene Ontology annotation, molecular function: actin filament binding. Gene Ontology annotation, cellular component: cytoskeleton; cytoplasm. Bases 111 to 4406 code for a protein of 1431 amino acids. The record is from RefSeq and is a predicted model, not a curated record. Gene Ontology annotation, biological process: sarcomere organization; cardiac myofibril assembly; cortical actin cytoskeleton organization.
CGGGCGCGCAGGAUCUGAGAGCCCGCGAGCCAGCGAGCAGCGGCUGCGGCCACCCCUGCGCGCAGCGAUCGGGGCGUCCCGGCCCGCGCCCCCCGCGGCAGGGAUGCAUCAUGGCCACGCUGGCUUGCCGGGUGCAGUUCUUGGACGACACGGACCCUUUCAACAGCACCAACUUCCCCGAGCCCAGCCGGCCACCGCUGUUCACGUUCCGCGAGGACCUCGCGCUCGGUACCCAGCUGGCCGGGGUCCAUCGGCUGCUGCGGGCGCCGCACAAGCUUGAUGACUGCACACUACAACUCUCCCACAAUGGCACCUACCUGGACUUGGAAGCCACCCUGGCAGAGCAGCGGGAUGAGCUGGAAGGCUUCCAGGAUGAUGCUGGGCGGGGCAAGAAGCACAGCAUCAUCCUACGGACGCAGCUGUCAGUGAGGGUCCAUGCCUGCAUCGAAAAACUUUACAACUCCAGUGGACGAGAUUUAAGAAGGGCCCUUUUCUCCCUGAAGCAGAUAUUUCAGGAUGACAAGGAUUUGGUGCAUGAGUUUGUGGUGGCUGAAGGUCUGACGUGUUUGAUCAAGGUGGGAGCGGAGGCCGAUCAGAACCACCAGAACUACAUCCUGAGGGCUUUGGGCCAGAUUAUGUUGUAUGUGGAUGGGAUGAAUGGAGUAAUAAACCACAAUGAAACCAUACAGUGGCUGUAUACUCUCAUUGGGUCAAAGUUCCGCCUGGUGGUGAAGACAGCCCUGAAGCUGCUGCUCGUCUUUGUGGAGUACUCGGAGUCCAAUGCCCCUCUUCUAAUUCAGGCCGUCUCUGCUGUUGACACAAAAAGAGGCGUCACACCCUGGUCAAAUGUCAUGGAAAUCCUGGAGGAAAAGGAUGGAGUUGACACGGAGCUGCUGGUUUAUGCGAUGACUUUAGUGAACAAGACGUUAUCAGGAUUGCCAGACCAAGACACCUUCUAUGAUGUCGUGGAUUGCCUGGAGGAGCUGGGCAUCGCUGCCGUGUCCCAGAGGCACUUGAGCAAGAAAGGGACUGACCUGGACUUGGUGGAGCAAUUGAACAUUUACGAGGUGGCGCUCAGGCACGAGGAUGGCGACGAGACAGUGGAGCCGCCUCCCAGCGGGCGCCGGGACCGCAGGAGGGCCAGCGUGUGUUCCAGCAGCGGGGGCGAGCACCGCGGCCUCGACCGCAGGCGGAGUCGCAGGCACUCGGUGCAGAGCGUCAAGAGUCCCCUGUCGGCUCCCACCAGUCCCUGCUCCCAGUCGGCUCCCAGCUUUAAGUCCGGUCAAGUGCAGAACCUGCGUGAAAAAUACAGCAACUUUGGCAACAGCUCUUACCACUCCUCGAGACCCCCAUCUGGACCCAGUGUGCCCACCACCCCCACGUCGCUCUCACCCCCACAGGAGGCCAGGCUGGAAAGGUCAUCACUGAGUGGUCUUGUCACGUCAUCCUUUAGGCAGCACCAAGAGUCACUGGCUGCAGAGAGAGAGAGGCGGCGGCAGGAGAGAGAAGAAAGGUUGCAGAGAAUAGAACGGGAAGAAAGAAACAAAUUCAGCCGAGAAUAUUUAGACAAAAGAGAGGAGCAAAGACAAGCAAGAGAAGAAAGAUACAAAUACUUGGAACAGUUGGCAGCCGAGGCGCACGAGAAGGAGCAGAGAAGCCGGAGCGUGAGCCGGGCCAGAGUCGACCUCUCCUUGGACCUGACCUCACCGGCAGCUCCCGCCUCCCCUGCCCCUCAGAGCCACAGCCCGUCAUCUUUAGACUCGCAAGAGGCUCUCACGGUAUCGUCCUCCUCCCCGGGAACACCUCAGCAUCCCCCAGCCAGUGCCGGGCAUCCUAAGCCUGAACCGGAGGCAGAACCAGGACCGGAGGCAGAGGCGGGGCAGGUUGCUGAUGAAGCCAGCCAGGACAUAGCUGCUGCCCACGGGGGAGUGGAGAGCGAGGCGGAGCAGGCGUUGGAGCCCGAAGAAAGAGCCUCCCUCAGUGAAAAAGAGAGGCAGAACGAAGGGGUGAACGAGAGGGACAACUGCUCCGCCUCCAGCAUCUCGUCCUCCAGCAGCACGUUGGAGAGGGAGGAGAAGGAGGACAAGCUCUCCGGGGACAGGGCGACUGGUUUGUGGUCCGCGGGAGUUCAGGAUGCGGGUGUGAAUGGGCAGUGUGGCGACAUCCUCACCAGCAAACGGUUCAUGCUGGACAUGCUGUAUGCCCAUAACAGGAAGUCCCCGGGGGACGGUGAGGCUACAAGGACCCAGCAGGAGGCAGAGGCGGUCACCAGCCUCGCCACCAGGGUCUCCACCCUGCAGGCCAACUCACAGGCUCAGGAUGAGAGCGUCAGAAGGGUGGACAUCGGCUGUUUGGACAAUCGGGGCAGCGUGAAAGCAUUUGCGGAGAAAUUCAACAGUGGGGACCUGGGGAGAGGGUCUGUUUCCCCUGAUGCUGAGCCCAAUGACAAGGUCUCGGAGACAGCACCGGUACAGCUGAAGACAGAGGCUGAUUACAUCUGGGACCAGCUCAUGGCCAACCCGAGGGAACUCAGAAUCCAAGACAUGGAUUUCACCGACCUGGGAGAGGAGGACGACAUCGAUGUCCUGGAUGUGGACUUGGGUCACAGGGAGGCCCCCGGGCCACCUCCCCCACCCCCGCCCACCUUCCUGGGUCUGCCGCCCCCUCCGCCUCCACCCCUGUUGGACAGCGUGCCUCCCCCUCCCAUCCCCGGUAAUUUAUUGGCUCCUCCUCCUCCAGUGUUCAACGCUCCUCAGGGCUUAGGGUGGUCCCAGGUACCCAGGGGUCAGCCCACGUUCACUAAGAAAAAGAAGACCAUCCGUCUGUUCUGGAAUGAAGUCCGGCCUUUUGAGUGGCCGUGUAAAAACAACCGACGCUGCAGAGAAUUCCUGUGGUCAAAACUGGAACCCAUUAAGGUGGACACUUCCAGACUGGAGCACCUGUUUGAGUCUAAAUCCAAGGAACUGUCUGUCACAAAGAAAACUGCUGCAGAUGGAAAAAGGCAAGAGAUCAUCGUUCUGGACUCCAAGAGGAGCAAUGCCAUCAAUAUCGGUCUGACUGUGCUGCCCCCUCCGAGGACGAUUAAGAUAGCCAUUCUGAAUUUCGAUGAAUAUGCCUUAAACAAAGAAGGAAUUGAGAAAAUUCUAACCAUGAUUCCCACGGAAGAGGAGAAGCAGAAAAUCCAGGAAGCACAGCUGGCCAACCCGGAAGUGCCCCUGGGCAGCGCAGAGCAGUUCCUCCUCACGCUGUCCUCCAUCAGCGAGCUCUCUGCUCGGCUCCACCUCUGGGCGUUCAAGAUGGAUUAUGAAACCACAGAGAAGGAAGUGGCAGAACCACUUUUGGACCUGAAGGAAGGAAUAGACCAAUUGGAGAACAAUAAAACCUUGGGCUUUAUCCUGUCCACCCUCUUAGCCAUUGGGAACUUUCUAAAUGGAACGAAUGCCAAAGCGUUUGAGUUAAGCUACCUCGAGAAGGUUCCAGAAGUCAAAGACACAGUACACAAGCAGUCGCUUCUCCACCACGUGUGCACCAUGGUGGUGGAAAACUUCCCAGACAGCUCCGAUCUGUACUCGGAGAUCGGGGCCAUCACCAGGUCGGCCAAGGUUGACUUUGAUCAACUUCAGGAUAAUUUAUGUCAGAUGGAGAGAAGAUGCAAAGCUUCGUGGGAUCACCUCAAGGCAAUUGCAAAACAUGAAAUGAAACCAGUUUUAAAACAACGGAUGUCAGAGUUCCUAAAAGACUGUGCAGAGCGAAUUAUAAUUUUAAAGAUUGUCCAUAGAAGAAUAAUUAACAGAUUCCACUCCUUUUUGCUCUUCAUGGGCCAUCCGCCUUACGCGAUUCGGGAAGUGAACAUAAACAAGUUCUGCAGGAUCAUUAGUGAAUUUGCACUAGAGUAUCGCACCACCAGGGAAAGGGUUUUGCAGCAGAAACAGAAACGGGCCAACCACAGAGAGAGAAAUAAGACCAGAGGGAAGAUGAUCACUGAUUCUGGCAAGUUCUCUGGCAGCUCUCCGGCGCCACCGAGCCAGCCGCAGGGUCUGAGCUAUGCCGAGGACGCGGCCGAGCAUGAGAACAUGAAGGCUGUGCUGAAAACCUCUUCCCCUGCCGUGGAGGACGCCACCCCCGUGCUGGGCAUCCGCACUCGCAGCAGAGCAAGCAGAGGAUCCACUGGUUCCUGGACUAUGGGAACCGAUGACUCACCUAACGUCACCGACGAUGCAGCCGAUGAGAUCAUGGACCGCAUCGUCAAGUCGGCCACCCAAGUGCCCAGUCAGCGAGCGGUGCCGAGGGAGAGGAAGCGAUCCCGGGCCAACCGGAAAUCUCUGCGAAGGACCCUGAAGAGCGGCCUGACUCCAGAAGAAGCCAGAGCCCUGGGCUUGGUCGGCACAUCGGAAUUGCAGCUCUGACACUCGUGGGGCACCCCAAGAAAUGUGCUGAGCAGAGGGCAAGCUCUUGCUGGACAGAACUCUUCCCGUGGGAGCGAGGGAGACCUGACCCUAACAUAUGAUGGUUCAGAAAGGGAGUGCUCGAUUGUAGGUGUCACCACAUGGCUUGUGGUGCCCGCUACGCAUUGACUUGGAUCCCCAGGAGUGUCCCGCACAUAAUUUCUCCAUCGUGUCAGCUGUGUUCCUCUUGAUUCCUUGACACUUGCUUUAUUUGUUCCAAAGUGUGACACCUUUUCUGGGCAAGGAACAGCCCCUUCAAGGAGCAAAUCACUUCUGUCACAGUUAUUAUGGUAACAUGAGGCAAUUUGAUUAGAUUCACAGACUGGGUCUCCACAACACCAAAAUAUCCGGAUGUAAACUCCAAACAUGUACACAAAAGAAAGCACAGAUUGUUUACCAGUUGUGGAUUUUAGAUGUACUAAAUGUUUAUACAAAUACGUAAAUGUACACCAUGUUUCAAAUACUAAAUAAAUAGAGUUUAAUGCCAUAA